GAUGGGGCUGCUUGCUUCCCACUCUCUUCCCAGCAGCUUCCCGAGCCGCUUAUUAAAGGAUUUUGUUUUUUCCUCCUGUUACUUCAGUCUCUUUAAAACUGAGGGUAAAGAAGGGGCGGCUGCAGUUCCAGAGCUUUGCAUUCCUGGCUGAGCUGUGCUUGUGUUUGCAUGCAGAGCCAUCGUCUCCCCUCCAACUAUUUUAAUCAUUUCAAAAGGGUGGGUCAGCAGGCAUUUGGCAGCGGCUCCUUUUCUAUAGCUGAGGUGGAGUCAGCCAAUGACCUGCAAGCCUGGAAAAUUUUGCAGGGCAGUUCCACUGGACGGCUGUGCGGAGCUGUGCCAUUUGAAUUUCAGCACAGACACUCACUCACUGCGCUCCCCAUUCCUGGCGUGUCUCCCAGUGCGGAGUUUAGCCGAGGCUCAGUUUUCCCUGCUCUCUCCCUGCAGUGACAGCUCCUCCGGGCUCCGUGAGCCAGGACUCCCGAGCGACCAUGGAGGACACCACCUUGCAAAUCAUCGAGCCACCCACUGUUUCUGAGACCUCGGAGGAGCAAGUGCCCGAGGAGCCCAUCAAAGCGGACCAGAUCAACGGCGUGAUGGUGCUGACCCUUCUGGACAAGAUCAUCGGAGCUGUGGAUCAGAUCCAGCUGACCCAAACACAGCUGGAGGAGAGACAGCAAGAGAUGGAUAGCGCAGUGACCAGCAUCCAGGGAGAGCUGACCAAGCUGACCAAGGCACACACCACCACCAGCAACACUGUCAACAAAAUGCUGGAGAAGGUGCGCAAGGUGAGCGUCAACGUGAAAACGGUGCGGCAGAACCUGGAGAAGCAAGCGGGGCAGAUCAAGAAGCUGGAGGCCAACGAAGCGGAGCUCCUGAAACGCAGGAACUUUAAAGUCAUGAUCUAUCAGGAUGAAGUGAAGCUCCCAUCUAAACUGAGCAUUAGCAAGUCCCUAAAGGAAGGUGAAAAGGUGGAGAAGGAAGGCGAGGGUGAGGAGGUCCCUGUGGGUGAGGACCAUGCGGAGGAGGACCACAUCCAGCUCUCCUCAGAUGAGGAGGUGGAGAUUGAGGAGAUUAUCGAAGAGUCACGGGCAGAACGCAUCAAGAGGAGCGGCAUGAAAAGGGUGGAUGACUUCAAGAAGGCAUUCUCAAAGGAGAAGAUGGAAAAGACUAAGCUAAAGACCAAGGAAAACCUGGAGAAGACACGCCACAACUUGGAGAAGACCCGCCACAACCUGGAGAAGAGGAUGAACAAACUGGGCACUAAAAUUGUGACUAACGAAAGGAGAGAGAAGAUGAAGAGCUCUCGGGACAAACUGAGAAAGUCUUUCACCCCUGACCACACCAUCUAUGCCAGGUCCAAGACAGCUGUCUACAAAGUGCCACCCUUCACUUUCCAUGUCAAGAAAAUAAGAGAGGGUGAGGUGGAGGUGAAAGCCACAGAGCUGGUGGAGGUUGGUGGAGAGGAAGGAGAAAAUUCAGAUCUGAUGCGUGGGGAGAGCCCCGACAUGCACACACUGCUGGAGAUCACGGAGGAGACUGACGCGGUACUGGUGGACAAGAGUGACAGCGAGUAGGACAGACUGCAGAGCACGAGGGUUGUGGACGACAGCUGAACACACUAUCACUCACAUUUCGAGCUCUCCCUGCCCUGGAGCCCCAGGGAAGUGUACACCAUGCAUCCUUCUUACCCUGCAGAGCCAACGCCAAUCCCCUGCCUGCUUGUACAAGGUGUAUUUUGUAUUUUAGUUUUAGCACAUAAAACAUUAGGAACACAGAACUGUUUUUCUUACACUACUAAAUCACCCUUGGAGACCAUUCCUGCUGCAGUCUUCUUGCCCCACACCUGAAGAUAGGCUUUGAGUGACAGGGCCCUGAGCGAGCUGGAGAGUGCUGAUCCCAAGACAAGUUCAAGAGUCCUCCAUAAGAUAAACCUGGUGUCAAGAAAGCUUCCUGCAAGUAGUCCACCAGCCCACACCACCCAGGUGUGCCAGGCUGCACAGCCACCUCUCAGGCAAGAAGACUCCCAGCACCCAAACCAGCUGCUCCUUCGGGGGACCAGAGGAACUGGGAUGCAGCUGGUGCACAGGAGGGAAGAGUUGAGCAAGUCCUGUGGAUGGGCAGUGCAUGGCAAAGCUGUGCUGGCAUGGGGCAGGUGAGGCUGCUCCUCUCUGCCCUCCCAAGGACUGGGUGACCUUUGCACGAAGCCACCCUGCAGCUGGACCUGCCGUGGGUGCCUGCAGGGUAUCACACAGCUGGGGCCCACUGCUCCUCCCCGCUGUGCCCUGGGGCCAUGGCAGGAACAGCACAAGCUGCAGGCUUCCUGCCCAGGUCACAGAUCUGGCUGCCAGAGUUCCAGGGUCCAUGGCGAGUCCCAGAGGCAAGGAGCAGCAUGGAGGUGGGGUGCUGGAUCUGCUCCCUCUGCACCCACAGAAGUGGUGGCAGCAGGCAGUGAGGUCCACACUUGCUGCCCUGGAGGAGAGGGACACCCAGGCAGCAGUGCCAGAGCAGCCCCCACAGCUAGGGACUUGUUUCCAGAGGGAUAUGGGAUGCACUGCUGCCAUGUGAGGCUCUAGACCAUCAAACAGAGGCCUUGACACCUGUCCAGCACCAGCCCUUGAGCAUUUUUGAGCAUCUGCUUUCUGCAGGGGUCCUGGAACAGCUCAGGCUCAUGCUCAUGCCCACGUCCUGUGCUUUCCUCCGUGUCCUGCUUUCUGCAGCUUCACUCCAUGUCCUGAGUGAGGCAGUGUGAAGGCAGCACACGGUGGCUUGGUGGCUCUGCCUGGCUCAGUCCUGCUUGGCUCUUACACACUCAGCCCCCGCUGCAUUCUCCAGCCUUGCAUUCCCCAUCCUGCUCCCCCCAGCACGAGGCUGCUGCUGUUCACAUAACCCAAUAUAUAAACUUGCUUUUCCUUUAAGAAUUAUUUUCCUUCAAAUUGUCCAGUGCUGUCCCGGGCUCGGGGUCCUGCCACAGCUUCCCUCCCCACAGAAGGCGUGACCGGCCGGUUCCGUGUGCCGGCUGCAGGCAGCCCUGAGACACCGGUGGCCCCGAGGCUCCCGGUGUGGGGAGGCACCGGGCACCGGCUCUUGGCUGCUGCUGGUUCCCAGCCCAGCGUGGGCCCGCAGGUCACCUGCCCUCACCGAGUCUCUUGCUGGCCCACAGGCAGUUUUCAUGCAGGUUUUCUCUGAGCGGCGGGGCCAGGACAGCAGGGCCAGGGCAGCAGAAGCCCGGGUGACCCUCGCCUGUCCCUGGCUGUGCCCAGGCAGCAGCGCAGCAAUAAAGUCUCUUUUGUAAACCA
Oenanthe melanoleuca is the source of this 3296-nucleotide messenger RNA. It is a transcript of the gene CAVIN1, whose product is annotated as caveolae associated protein 1. Bases 489 to 1574 code for a protein of 361 amino acids. The record is from RefSeq and is a predicted model, not a curated record. Gene Ontology annotation, cellular component: caveola; cytoplasm. Gene Ontology annotation, molecular function: rRNA primary transcript binding. Lineage: Eukaryota; Metazoa; Chordata; Aves; Passeriformes; Muscicapidae. Gene Ontology annotation, biological process: termination of RNA polymerase I transcription; transcription initiation at RNA polymerase I promoter. The transcript is spliced from 2 exons.